Oncorhynchus gorbuscha (pink salmon) is the source of this 1810-nucleotide messenger RNA. Its product is annotated as cobalamin trafficking protein CblD-like. The record is from RefSeq and is a predicted model, not a curated record. Gene Ontology annotation, cellular component: mitochondrion. Bases 199 to 1107 code for a protein of 302 amino acids. NCBI's taxonomy places the organism in Eukaryota, Metazoa, Chordata, Actinopteri, Salmoniformes, Salmonidae. The transcript is spliced from 8 exons. Gene Ontology annotation, biological process: cobalamin metabolic process.
AAGAAGAACAGUGUCACGUCACACGUGCGCAUCAAAAGCGACGUGACGCAGGCAUAUUGCAGGCCAGCUAUAAACACAGAUUAAAACUAUUGAGUUUACCAACGUAUUUUAUUGAUUUAUGCAUGCAAAAAGGGGAUAUUCUUCAAGGUAUAUAUUUAAGUUUGACAAGUGGACCACAGAAGAGAGAGGCCCAACAGGAUGGCCAGUGUGCUCUGUAGUAGAGCCAGGCUGGUGACAUACCUGCCAGGGCUUCACGUACUUGUCCGGCGGAUCGCUGGACCCAACCAGAGAACAUUCUCUGGUGCUGGAUCCUCUGGGUCUGAUGAGCCUCGAUUAGCCGUCACACCCCCUGACCUUGGUCACAGGACAGUGUGGCCUGAUGAGAACAUGGGUCCGUUCGGGCCUCAGGACCAGCGCCUCCAGCUGCCAGGUAACGCAGGCUUCGGCUGCCACCUGGAGGGCACAGCAGAACAGAACAUUAAAGGUCCAGUCCACCAGACAGUGCCCGAUGUACUGUCUGCCCUCUCCAGCAGCGAGAGGUAUGACUUCCUCCUGGCUCAUGUUGUUGGAGAGUUCCAAGGGAAAGAGGCCACUCCCCCAGAACAAACGGUCCACAGAACAGAACAGUACUUUGAGAACUCCAAUGUGGAGUGUGCCAUACAGCCAUGCCCUGAGCUGCUGAAGAAAGAGUUUGAGUCAAUGUUCCCUGAGGCCCCUAACAACAUCAUGACGGUUGUCACAGUGACCCAGAAGACGCAGAAUGACAUGACAGCGUGGUGUGAGGCAGUGGACAAAGAGAGGGAGUUGAUGCUAGAUGAAUUUGUUGCUGGUGCCAAAGAGAUCUGUUAUGCCCUGAGGACAGAAGGCUUCUGGGCUGACUUCAUCGACCCAUCGUCAGGCAUGGCGUUCUUUGGGUCGUACACCAACAACACACUGUUUGAGACCGACGAGCGGUACUGUAACCUGGGCUUCAGCAUCGAGGACCUGGGCUGCUGCAAAGUCAUCCGCCACACCUUGUGGGGAACACAUGUUUUUGUGGGGACAGUUUUCACCAACGCACCUCCCGAUAGCCAUAUCAUGAAGAAGCUGCAAGGGAACUUAACCUGAAUGAUGGCAUUCUGGCAUGUGGUUGCUAUUAUACCUUGAUGUGUCAUGGCUCUACACAGGCCUCAACUACUGUUUGGAGAGCUGUUUGUUGUUCACAUUUCUAUAGAAACCCUCAAAAUAGUACUAUGGUGAAAUACCCACACACACGGUCCCUGAGGGUUUUACCAUUAGAGUAUAAGUAUUUUUUUGUGUCUAUGUGCCAGACAGUGUUUUUUUUCCCCUUCGGUGUGUUGUGGUUGAAGGCCUGAUUUUGAAAAGGGUCUCUCUUGCAAAAUAGAUUUUUAUCUGAGAGACUUAACUGUAGAAAUAAAGGUUAUAUUGAAUGUGAAAUAGAAAGUGGUUAAAGGUGGGUUGACUCUGUCCAGUUAGUAGAAUAAGUCAUGUAGUUAGAUAUAAAGCUGGGUUGACUCUGUCCAGUUAGUAGAAUAAGUCAUGUAGUCAGAUAUAAAGCUGGGUUGACUCUCCAGUUAGUUAGUAGAAUAAGUCAUCUAGUUAGGUAUAAAGACAAUAAGUCAUGUAGUUAGAUAUAAAGACAAUAAGUCAUAUAGUUAGAUAUAAAGACAAUAAGUCAUGUUAGAUAUAAAGCUGGGUUGACUCUGUCCAGUUAGUAGAAUAAGUCAUGUAGUCAUUUUGCACACCCAAUUUCUCAGUUUUUGAUUUGUUAAAAAAGUUUGAAAUAUCCAAUAAAUGUCGUUUCACUUCA